Messenger RNA from Xyrauchen texanus (razorback sucker), 4379 nucleotides. RefSeq names its product F-box and WD repeat domain containing 5 (gene fbxw5). NCBI's taxonomy places the organism in Eukaryota, Metazoa, Chordata, Actinopteri, Cypriniformes, Catostomidae. The record is from RefSeq and is a predicted model, not a curated record. Gene Ontology annotation, molecular function: protein binding. The transcript is spliced from 10 exons. Gene Ontology annotation, cellular component: SCF ubiquitin ligase complex; Cul4-RING E3 ubiquitin ligase complex. The coding region runs from base 130 to 1950 and encodes 606 amino acids. Gene Ontology annotation, biological process: protein ubiquitination.
CGAUUAUUAGAUACUAGAAAUUGUGCUAGUCGAUUUACCGGAGCUGCAACAAAUUGAGGAUGAAAUCUUUUCCGUGGCUUUAAACGCAGUAUUUAUUCCACACGUUGCAGCAUUUGGCAGGAUGUCAGGAUGGCAAGUGGCCCUGGCUUGCCGGACAGCCUGGUGCUGGAAAUCUUCCUGCAUCUCCCUCAUAAGGCAGUGCUGAGCGCUGGACUCACCUGCCAACAGUGGUCUGCUGUAUCACGGGACGAGUUCCUCUGGAAGGAGCUCUUCUACAACUAUUACCGCAUCCCGCGAUCUGUGCCCCGCCAUCCAGCGGCUGUGUCAUGGUACAGGGAGUUCAAGCGGCUGUACGACUGCAUCCCCUGUGUUGAGGUUCAGACACUGAAGGAGCAUCAUGAUCAGGUGCUGCAUCUGGCCUUCUCUCAUCGCGGACACCGCUUCUCAUCCUGCUCCAAAGACUGCACUGUAAAGCUUUGGGACACGGAGCAACCAGAUGGCAAUAUCUCUUUGGUUCACAGCUCCAGCAUGCGACAGUUUAACUGGGGCUACACUCAGUUCUCCCAGUUUAAUGCUGAUGACACCCUCCUGCUGGUGUCAGGAGUUUACCUGGGCCCGCAUCACUCAUCCUCUGGAGAGAUUGCAGUCAUCAGUUUAGAGAACUUCACUCUGUUGUCCCGUGUGAGAAAUAAGCCGUAUGACGUAUUCGGGUGCUGGCUGAAUGAGACUCACCUGAUUUCUGGUAACCUGCACUGGAUUGGCAACAUGACCUCGUGCUCUGUGCUGUGGCUCAACAAAGCUUUCCAGGACAUUGAGUCAGAAAACGUGAAUGUGGUGAAACGUCUGUUUAAGAUCCAGAACAUCAACGCCAGCACCAUCCGUACAGUGAUGGUGGCUCACUGCCGUCGGCACGACUCUCCAGACCUGCUGCUUGACUAUGAGGCUCAGUCACAGGCUCAAGCUCAGGCCCAGAACACACAGCAGCACCAGCCUCUGCUGUUUGACCUGGGAAACACUGAUAGUGAAGAGGAGCAGGAUGAAGAUGAGGACGAGAAAGUGGAUAAACGAGGAGACAAGAGAAGCUUUGUGCAUCUGCCCUCAUCGAACCCACCUGGGUUGCAGCAUGUUAUACAUGGUCGUCAGAACAUAGCAGCUCGUGAGCGGGAGUUGGAGACGCGGGUGGCCCAGCUAAUGGGCAGCAGACGCACCAAAGCUCCUGAUCCAAACUUGGUGUCUCCCUCUGCUCCUGGAGAAGGAGAGGACAAGACCUACCUCCUCUUCACCACCGGCAGCCUUACCUACUCCCCUCACCAGAUAGGUAUCAAGCGGAUAAUGCCUGAUCAGAUGACGACGUGUGGGCCUGUCUUAGGAGAGGAGCGGAGCACAGAGGAAUUCUUUGACUCACUUGAUCAUGUGAUUGACAUACAUGGCCACAUCAUUGGCAUGGGCCUGUCACCUGACCACAGGUACUUGUAUGUGAACAGUCGAGCAUGGCCGACAGGCUGUGUGAUCUCUGACCCCAUGUCCCCUCCACCUAUCGCUGAAGAGAUCGACCUGCACGUGAUUGAUCUGAAGAGUCUUCGAGAGGAACGCCGCAGCCUUCGAGCACACCGUGCCUUCACACCCAACGAUGAGUGCUUCUUCAUCUUCCUUGAUGUCAGCCGGGACUUUGUCGCCAGUGGUGCAGAAGAUAAGCACGGUUAUAUAUGGGACCGGCACUAUAACAUCUGCCUGGCGCGCUUGCAGCAUGAUGACGUGGUGAACUCAGUGGCCUUCUGCCCAGCGGACCAAGAGUUGCUACUCUCCGCCAGCGACGACUCCACUAUUAAAGUGUGGCGCUCACCGCGCAUGAUGCGACUCGACCAGGCCCCCUCACGCCCCCCUCGGGGUCACAAACUGCUCUCCACACUACUCGGCCACAGACGUGCUAAUCUAAACGGUAAACCCUGACCAGGGCCCUGGCAGACAUACCGCAAGAUGGUCACAGAUGCCUUGAAACAAGACACUCCAUGAGAAAAGGGACACUUGUGAGGUUAAGAAAGUGUUGGGAAUGUUUGACUGGACUUCUAACUUCACUUGGCCCUCAUGCAAGAUCGGUGACCGCAACGCCCUUCCGAAAAGAUGGAAAGCACUCUUCACGAAAACAAAUGAGUGCUUUUUGAUGUGGAUAUAUGACAAAAAUGGCACUUCGACAGCUAUAUUCGUUGCUGGGUGGGUGAAAGAUGCAUUUAGCAUGACAGUGUUGUUUAAAAGAUGGAUGUUAGCAGGAUAUGUGCAAAGAAUUUGAAAACACAUUCAGUUAAAAGAUCAUAUUUUCAUAUACGUGCGUCACGAGUGCAGUCGUACAUCCUUUUAACCAAGUUUUGGGGAGUGUAAUGACACUUGUGUUUGUACUUUUCUUCAUUCUGUUUUUUACUAUGUUUAUUUUUUGUUGUUUUUAAGUAGAUCCAAGCUUGACAACCCAAUGAUGAGAAAUAGGAGAGCAUGGUCAGAGUCUUUAGUCCACAUUAACAAGCAAAUGCACAACAGAAUUGUGAGUCACGGUUGUUUUAUUUGCGGUCCAGUUCUACAAAAAGGGCGAUUAAUCUUACUGUGAUAACAGAAUGAAAAUUCAGAUGUUUACCUUUAAGCUACCCAUCCAAGUCAUUUUAUUUGCUCAUGGUUUUCUUUUAUUUUUCAAAAGCAGAGACUAACUUUAGUGGCCUCCAAAAGAAAAGAAACGUGCACUUUUGUAAUCUCAAAGAAACAAAUGCAUCGUCUUUGCAUUAUCAUGCGGUUAUUAUACAACGCGGCCGUUUUGCAGUUGUCUUGUGUUUGCAUAUUUAUUUUCUACAUCUAGUAUGACUACUAAGAAUUACAAAAGCAGAAAGAACUCUAUCAGGUCAACCGCAAGUAUUUCAUUCGACAUUAUAUGUUUAUAAAUUCAUGACAGUUUCACUAAGUUAAUGUUUUUGAGCUCCACUAAUGUACAGCAUUUUCAUACUAUACAGAAUCAAGGAGCUUUUCCAUUUUAUACCCAUAAACAUUUAUUUAAACCCCAGCACUUUGCCUUACUGAAUCAUAAACUAAUGUUAUCACUUAUUUUAAAUAUUCAGCAAAUGUGCUUGUUUGUAAUAACCUCAGAAGUCAUUGUAAAAUGAUGAGAAAGAUCCCCAUGCCGUACAUAUGUAGUAUGUAAAGCUCAGCUGUAAUAUCGGUUUCUUUCAUUUCGACGGCGUGCGACUUCAUGAAUCUCUUCCAAUUCGUUGUUUGGAUCCUUGUGAUUUUAUUUGUGCACAUAGAAAUUUACAUUUUAUCUGUAAUAAUUUCAGUUGGAGUUUAGACUAUAGUGUACAGCAGAACGUUCUCUUAGUUGUACAUCAUUGUGGCAAUUGUUUUAUAGGUUAACACUUGUGUUUUUAAUAAACCUAAUUCACAAAGUAUCAUUUUCUUUAUAUCUUUGACUCGAGGUUCGAACGCCUCAUGUAUAUUCGAGUUUCCCAAUUGCCUGUUACUAAUUCCCAUCAUUUCAUUUUGUAUUGUGGUGUACAAAUUGUUUACCCCAUUAAACAAUUUUUCUUUUUUCAGAUAGCAGUGUUUUUUGUUUGAUCAAUUCCUAUAAUUUUUUUUAUAAAGUUUCCUUAAGCAGCUACAAAAUGUCUUGUGUUACUUAUAUACAGGGUUGUGAGGGUUACUUUUGAAAUGUAUUUCACUACAGAUUACAUGCUGUUAAAUGUAGUUUGUGAUGUAUCCCGUUAGAUUACUCAAGGUCAGUAAUGUAUUCUAAAUACUUUGGAUUACUUCUUCAGCACUGGUAGAUUUUUUUCACUUUUUUUGACUAUAAAAACUCUGUCAGUACUGUAAGACAAAAUACAUUCUCUGAAAAACCAAAAUAUCUUAUACAGUGUUGUUUCUAAAACAAGAUACAUCAAAUUGAGCUUGUUUUAAGGAUUUUUAGAUAUUUCUACAGGAAAACAAUAAAAAAAUUAUUACUAGCUAACAUGUAUUUUCUUGAUAAAAAUAUGAUCAUAUCUGGUAACGUGCAUGUAAAAUGGCUAGAAAUAGCAUUUUAGCUUAGCGUAAAGCUGACAAUUUAAACAAGGUUUAUUUCUAUUUCUUCUGCUCCAAACGUACUUCAAACUUACUUCUCUGUCUGCUCGUAUGAAUGUAACACAUCAUAAGAAAGUGUUUCACCGCUGUUCAAAUGCACUUUGGAUUGCAUCAUUUAUAUGAAUAAAUGUUUUCCUUCUGAAAGGACUAAAUAUUAAAUGAAACAAAUUACAAAAAAUGCAAAGUAAUCUCUUCAGUAAUCAAAAUACUUUGAGUGUUACUGUACUCUAAUUACCAAUUAUUUAAAUUGUAACUGUAGUGGAAUACAGUAACUUAUAUUUUGUAUUUUA